This is a messenger RNA of Lolium rigidum, 795 nucleotides long. RefSeq lists its product as uncharacterized. Lineage: Eukaryota; Viridiplantae; Streptophyta; Magnoliopsida; Poales; Poaceae. Gene Ontology annotation, molecular function: protein binding. Bases 1 to 795 code for a protein of 264 amino acids. The record is from RefSeq and is a predicted model, not a curated record. The transcript is spliced from 3 exons.
AUGGCGCCGGGCUCCAAGAAGAAGAAGAAGAAGAAGGGCGUGAAGGGGAGCCCAGUGGACAAGCUCACGGACGACAUCCUCGCCGACAUAUUCUCGCGCGUGCCCUACAAGUCCUCACGCUGCUGCAAGUGCGUCUCCACGCGCUGGCGCGACCUCUUCUCCCACCCCGACCACCGCAAGAAGAUGCCCCAGUCCAUCGCCGGCUUCUUUUAUGAAGACUACAACGCGGACCGCUUUCCAAAGACGGCUCGCUAUUUCAUCAACAUCCCAGGGAAAUGUUACCAUCUUAUUGAUCCCUCACUAUCAUUCCUGCCAAAAUGCGAGAGGCUUGAUAUCAUGGACUGCUGCAACGGCCUCCUCCUCUGCCGCUGUUGGAAGGAGACAGAUCCCGAGACAGUAGAUUAUGUGGUGUGCAAUCCGGCCACCAAGAAAUGGGUGGUUGUGCCUUCCACAGAAUGGUCCAGCAAGGUGGACGUCACUCGCCUCGGGUUCGACUCCGCUGUCUCCGCACAUUUCCAUGUGUUCGAGUUCAUUCGUGAGGAGGGACAGCUACAUUUUACAUGCAGUACUGAUUCUGAAUCUGAUGAUAUCAUUUGCCAAGAAAGUUCUGAUUCUGAUAGUUCCAACUUAUUAGUAUGGGUUCUUGAGGAUUACAGUACUGAAAAAUGGACCUUGAAGCACACUGUUAGCCAUUUGCGAUUGUUCAGAAAUAUUCGUUCAGGACAGAAUUCUUUUGGAAUAUCAUCAGAUGUUGACAUUGUUGGGCUUCCACCUGAAUUAGGAGACCUUUUUUAG